AGUUUCGUCCUGUUAUUGGGAACGGUUCAUUUUAGGAGCCCAUUCGCACUUCUGUCCAUCCAUCAAACCCGUCCAAAAAAGAACUUUUUAGAUGACAGUGGUCAUUGUACGGUCCAGACGAUAUGCUUCCCCGGGCCGGAAAAGAGUUUGUGGUCCGUAUACGGUUCUCAUGGCGUCAGCUAUUCCAGGGUCGUUACCUCCUGCUCACCAACACUUUGAGCGGAGGAGGCAUGCUAGCGCUGGGUGAUUUGCUACAGCAGAGCCGUGAAAAGCACAAGGACCCGACGAGAAUCCGAGACUGGAACAGGACAGGUCGUAUGUUUGUAGUGGGCUGCUCCAUGGGUCCUGUGCUGCACUAUUGGUACACAUGGUUGGACAAAAGAUUUGUGGGGUAUGCUAUAGGCACAGUGGUCAAGAAGGUUCUGGUGGAUCAGAUGAUAGCAUCACCAACACUUGGCAUGUGGUACUUUUUAGGUAUGGGGGUCAUGGAAGGACGCUCUUUAUCCCAUGGAUGGGAGGAGUUUAGAGAUAAAUUCUGGGAAUUUUAUAAAGCCGACUGGUGCGUUUGGCCCGCGGCUCAGAUGAUCAACUUUUAUUUCCUCUCACCCAAAUUCCGUGUUGUGUAUGUCAACACCAUCACCUUGGGCUGGGACACCUACCUCUCCUACCUAAAACACAGAGAUGACAGUCAACCCUCGGAGCUGCUGUCAGAUAACAGUUUGGCAGAAGUGCAGCAGAAAGCUUUGCCACCAUCCAAACCUCUGGAGCAGAAAAGUGGAUGGUGAAGUUGGACGGCUACUCAUGGCCGUUGUCAAAACUGCUGCAGGUGGAUGUCAAACGUUUUGUUGGGACACCUUUUUUCAUAUUCAUUUUAAAGUGACUGCAUUCAUGAUGUCAGAGUAUUUGCACAGUGAGAUGGUGUCCCAUGUUUGUGCCAACAUUCCAAAAUUAAAAAUAUAGAAGACACCUAAGAAGCACUCCUGCAUGUACUCCAAAGUAAGAAAUCCCAAAUUUGAUUGGUCACUGUUUGGUUGACAACGAUGGUGCAACCGCCUCUUGGCCUACGUCUGUUGAGACAGGCUCAACUCUUCUAUGCUGAACUGUGAAGCAGGUUUACAUUAAAAAAUAUGUAAAAUCACUUUAAAAAAUUGUGUUACCCGUAAUUUUGCUGCGCUGUAUUGUUUUCAAUGUCGCAUGGUCGCCAUUAAAAAAAAAAAUUGUGCAUGCACGUGCAGUAAUUGUUGUCGGAAAACAGUGCUUAAUUUUCCAUCAGUAUGGCCUCUCUUUCAACUCGAUAGCAAUCACUGAAUUUUUAAAAAAGAUAAUUUGAUCACGAUAAUGUAGAGACUAGUCAACCGUGAAAGAAAAUUCCGUUCAUUAUCAGAUUAAGAUAUUGGAUAUUAGUGAUGCUUCAUUUGAGAUGUAAGUUAAAAAUGGGAAAGCUUGAUUUUGAAACUGCCAGUUUAUGACUAUUGCAAGAUAUCAUGAUGCACUCUUGCGUCAAAGUGUCACAAGACGACUUUAUCUCAUAAACUUCUCGAUGUAAUAGUUUGCCCCUGAAAAAUCUUUUGUGCCAUAAGAAAACUCUUGGCUCUGUGUUUUAUACAUUUAUACUGUAAAUGCCGUACUGUGUAAAAUAAAGAGCCAAAAUGUCAUCAAA
Messenger RNA from Hippocampus zosterae (dwarf seahorse), 1660 nucleotides. It is a transcript of the gene mpv17l2, whose product is annotated as MPV17 mitochondrial inner membrane protein like 2. Gene Ontology annotation, biological process: mitochondrial ribosome assembly. Lineage: Eukaryota; Metazoa; Chordata; Actinopteri; Syngnathiformes; Syngnathidae. Gene Ontology annotation, cellular component: membrane; cytoplasm. The transcript is spliced from 5 exons. The coding region runs from base 123 to 785 and encodes 220 amino acids. The record is from RefSeq and is a predicted model, not a curated record.